AUGGCUGAGGAUGACCCCGAAGCCAACUUCGAUCAGUUCUUGGAACGCGCAAGCGUUUUGAAGAGAAUGGUAAUUUCUGCCAAAGAGUUUUUUGAUUCAGUCGAGGCUUCCGACAAGCGACGAGGCAAGCAGCCUAUUAUCUCUACAUUUCCCAAGAACAUCGAGUAUCCUGGAGGUCGACACGACAAUGACUUUGCCGAUAUCACCAAGAUUGCCAUUCUUCCAACAUAUGGAGAAGUCGUUAGCGAGCAGGAAGAGUAUCUACCAUCUACCAACUUUACGGAUCCCCAUGACCAUCUACCAACUUUACGGAUCCCCAUGUUCUUGACGAUCCUUUGCAACGACACAUCGACUCCAUGUUUCGACUUGUUAGACAUGACAUCCUCGGCCCGGUCAAGGACAUUCUUACCGACCUUUUACGCUCUGAUAACAUCAUGGCUGGACGUCUCUCGAACGGAAAUCCACAGGCAAGAAGCGUGCGACAUUGCUCCGCUGUAUGGUGCACCCAGCAUCACCGUCAAGUUUGCAAAUCAUUCGCGGGAUGAUCUGCUCCUCCUGGCAAAGCUGUACAAUACCAAAGCUCUUGGUGUACUCGUUGACUUCAAUGGCGUCAUUCCAGAUACCUUUGUUCCCAUCCUCAAGAACCUUCAGAGGAUCAAAGGUGAAAACCACAUCGCCUUUCAACAAUGGAUCCUUCCCAGCCCACCAGAGGACCGGAUCGUCGCGAUACCGGGCUACGCCCGAAGACUGGAUUUCAACUUUUCGCUGAGAUGUAUCACAAAAGACAAAGCGGUUGAUGUGUCUCUGGAUCCUAAGGAGCCUCAGAACUUGAGUAUUGAGGAACUUGAGGAAGCGACUGGGCUUGACGCAGGUCAAUGCCGCGGCUUGGUUGGCGCUCUUACUCGAGAGUACGCGCUCAUUCAAGGCCCUUCUGGCACAGGAAAGUCGUACCUCGGUGUCCAACUUCUGAGAGUUCUCCUGGCGGCAAAGCAGAAAGCUCAUCUAGGACCGAUUCUUAUCAUUUGCUACACCAACCAUGCUCUUGAUCAGUUUCUCAAACAUCUCCUUGAUGUCGGUAUCACCCGCAUCAUUCGAAUCGGUGGCCGCAGUGUAACACCAGAACUCGAAGGCCUCAACCUGCGCGUAGUCAGCAAGGAAACCGAAAAAACAGUCGGCGAGCGCAUGACCCUUGCCAGUGCGUUUACUCAAAAGGACUCAAGCGCAUAUACCGCCGCGGAGGCAGUGACCUCUCUGCGCCUUAGACGGAACGGUCCGAGCUGGGAGUUGCUUGGUGAUUUCUUAGUGGAAGACAAUUCUGACAUCUACGAGCAGUUCGCAGAUAUAGCGAAUGAGCUGACGGGUAAGGAUGGUGAUCCCCUGUUGAUGUGGCUCGCUGCGGGAGAUGCAGACAUCCAAGAGCCAGCGAGAUCCAACUUGAUGGAAACAACUAUCGCGGCGGAGAAAGAUGUCAACAUGCUCUCUCAACAGACAGAUGUCCUUUUCGAAGCGAUGGACGACGUCGAAGAGCAGUUGAAGAACAUCAACAGGGUACACGACGGUGUCAAUCAGCGAACUCUGGUUCAGGCUGAGGUGAUUGGGCUGACUACCACAUCAUUAGCUGGCCGAAUCGACAUGCUCCGAAGCCUGAAAUGUAAGGUCGUCAUCUGCGAAGAGGCAGGUGAAGUCAAAGAGGCUGACAUCAUAUCUGCUCUGAUGCCUAGAGUUGAGCACCUGAUCCAGAUUGGAGACCACAAACAACUCCGACCUCAGAUCAACAAUUUCGACCUUUCACUUGAGUCGACCUCUGGGCAGAAAUGGCAACUUGAUCGCAGCCAGUUUGAGCAACGAGCUGAGGGCGAGCCCGGUCUUUCACCAGCGCCAUUUGCACAGCUCGACGUCCAGAGACGAAUGCGGCCUGGAGUCUCGCGCCUGAUCCGAGGAGUGUAUCCUGAUUUGAAGGACCACCAGAAUGUUCAAAACCUCCCGGAUGUGGUUGGAAUGCUCGACAACGUCAACAAAUGGGAGACCGACAUGGCUACGGCUCUCAUCCGUCACUUGGUUCGACAAGGCAAGUGCCGAGCCGAGGACAUCGCUCUCUUGACACCCUACAUGGGCCAGCUUCAGCAACUCAAAGCCGCUCUUAGUAGCGACUUUGAGAUCUGUCUUGGCGACCGUGAUCGCGAUCAGCUGGCGCAAGAAGACUUUACAGACGACCUGACUUCCAACAAUACUGUCGAGAAGAAGAAGUUGUUGCAGACCAUUCGACUUGCAACUGUCGACAACUUCCAAGGAGAGGAAGCCAAGGUCAUUGUUGUGUCUUUGGUCCGCAGCAACCCCGAGCGAAAGGUUGGUUUCCUUCGAAUCGAGAAUCGUAUCAAUGUUCUUCUCAGUCGUGCCAAACAUGGAAUGUAUUUGAUUGGCAAUACUGAGACUUACCUCAAUGUUCCGAUGUGGGCAGACGUCCAUGAGAUACUUACAGACGCCAAUGCUGUUGGCAAGGAGCUCAAGCUUUGCUGUCCUCGCCAUCUCGCGACCCCGAUCACCUGUUCUGAGCCAGAGCACUUCCUCACUCGAAGCCCUGAAGGUGGAUGUACCUUACACUGCUCCCGACGAUUGGAACCUUGUGGACAUAUGUGCCAGGCGACUUGCCACUCGGAUGCCAUGCACGAUGCAUUCUCCUGUACACGGCCUUGCCCUCGCCUCAGAGCCACAUGCGACCACAUCUGUCCUCAACUUUGCGGUCAACCCUGUGGUCCUUGCCUGAUCAAGGUCCACAAUGUUGAGCUUCCUUGUGGCCAUGUCAUCGAAACACUGUCGUGCUACCAGACACAAGACUUGGCAUCUGUCCAGUGCCCUCAUCCAGUUGAGAGGGAGCUGCCUCACUGCGGUCAUACCGUGACGAUGAAGUGUCAUCAACUGGGUAACACGGCGAGCACAAGAACUGCACUAAGCGUUGUGGUCGCGCCUACAGUAGUUGUAACCACCGAUGCACUCGGAAGCGCCAUACUGGAGAAGACUGUGGAAGUUGUUGGGAACCUUGCGAGCAACAAGAAGAUGGCAAUCGUCGAUCUUUUGGAGUUCCGAUCGUACUCCAAGAUCAACUUGUACGAGACUCCGAUCAUCGUUCUUGGAUGUGGCCACUUCUUCACCAGCGAAACUCUGGAUGGCCUUGUUGGUCUCGAUGAAGUUUACACUACGGACAUGUUUGGAAGCUACGCGGGAUUGAAAGAUAUCACCACGUCCCUCACGGAGAAGACGCCCUGUUGUCCAAGCUGCAAACGCUCGAUUCGACAGUUCGCUACCAAGCGAUACAACCGUGUCAUUAAUCGAGCCGUGAUGGACGAUAUCUGCAAGCGCUUCCUCAUCAAGGGACGGGAAUCACUGGUGAAGCUUAAUCACAAGCUUCUCAAGGCUGAAACUUCGCUUGCGUCGUCGCGUCGGUCAACAGCACCAGGGCAUCACCACACAGCAACCACUUUCUUCAGAGAGCGACAUAUGGUAAUUCAGCAAGUCGAAGACAACGCCGUGGCUCUCCAGAAGAUGAUGGGAGAGGAGAACCAGCCCAUCAAGAAGCUUUACGACGCAAUUGCGACAUCUCGACCCCAGGGCUCUGGCGGUUCGCAGUCUGUCGCUCUAUUGAUGGACGCCAUGAAACUCUCGCAGCCUUCACCUGACAACCAAAUUCUCUUGGGAGCACGACUGCUUGCUAUUGAAGCUCAACAGGUGCAGCUUAUGGAUGCAUAUGCAGUUUCCAAGAUGAAUGGAUGGAAACUACACGAAAACGCACUUACUCUCCCUGUCCCGGAUGAAUGGUUCAAGGCGUGCAAGGAGUUGAUGAGGGAGGCGAAUGAGGAGAAACUCCCGAGAAUCUUCAUCGCGGCAGCUCUCGCAUUUGCCAAGGGUGAGGAUGACUCGUCCUCUGCUAGAGGCGAUGAGAACAAGACUGGACAUGUUGCAACGGCUCGUGGACUCCUCACCACUGCCCUUGAGUCUUGUUCCAAGUUCGCCGAUGGAGAGAUUCUCAAGAAGAGAGUCCAGGAUAUGAUGGAGUUGUAUGAUCCCAAGUACGAAAAGACUACGCCGGAGGAACUGGCAGCGAUUCGAUCUGCCAUUGUCAGUGGACCUCAAGGCAUGGCAACACACUCUGGCCAUUGGUACAACUGUGUCAACAGCCAUCCGUUCGCGGUUGGAGAUUGUGGAAUGCCCAUGGAAGAAGCGCGCUGCCCCGAAUGCGACGAACCAAUCGGUGGCUCUAGACAUCGACUAGUUCAAGGCGUUACUAGAGCUGAGGAGAUGGAAGCUCCUGCGCGCCAAGCUGAGGGACCUGUUGGUGGACGAGUGCCAGAGUUGAUUUGA
Fusarium fujikuroi IMI 58289 is the source of this 4356-nucleotide messenger RNA. RefSeq lists its product as uncharacterized. Gene Ontology annotation, cellular component: nuclear RNA-directed RNA polymerase complex. The record is from RefSeq and is a predicted model, not a curated record. NCBI's taxonomy places the organism in Eukaryota, Fungi, Ascomycota, Sordariomycetes, Hypocreales, Nectriaceae. Gene Ontology annotation, biological process: regulatory ncRNA-mediated heterochromatin formation. The transcript is spliced from 9 exons. Bases 1 to 4356 code for a protein of 1451 amino acids. Gene Ontology annotation, molecular function: helicase activity.